Messenger RNA from Gymnogyps californianus (California condor), 5480 nucleotides. RefSeq names its product 3-hydroxyacyl-CoA dehydratase 2 (gene HACD2). The coding region runs from base 1 to 741 and encodes 246 amino acids. Gene Ontology annotation, cellular component: endoplasmic reticulum membrane. NCBI's taxonomy places the organism in Eukaryota, Metazoa, Chordata, Aves, Accipitriformes, Cathartidae. The transcript is spliced from 7 exons. Gene Ontology annotation, molecular function: 3-hydroxyacyl-CoA dehydratase activity. The record is from RefSeq and is a predicted model, not a curated record. Gene Ontology annotation, biological process: very long-chain fatty acid biosynthetic process; fatty acid elongation; sphingolipid biosynthetic process.
AUGGCGGCGUCUGGCAGCGGCGGCAGCCGGGCGGAUAACGGCUACGGCAGCCAGCAGCCGCGGCGGAGGAAGGGCCCGGGCGCCCUGGCCACGGCCUACCUCGUUAUCUACAACGUGGUGAUGACGGCGGGAUGGCUUGUUAUUGCAGUUGGUCUAGUUCGAGCAUACCUGGCUAAAGGUAGCUACCAUAGCCUUUACUAUUCAAUAGAAAAACCCCUGAAAUUCUUCCAAACUGGAGCUUUGCUUGAGAUUCUGCACUGUGCAUUUGGCAUUGUUCCUUCUUCUGUUGUUCUGACUGCUUUCCAAGUGAUGUCAAGGGUUUUCCUGACGUGGGCAGUAACACAUAGUGUAAAAGAGGUACAAACUGAAGAUAGUGUCCUGUUGUUUGUGGUGGCCUGGACAAUCACUGAAAUAAUCCGUUAUUCUUUUUAUACAUUUAGCUUGUUAAACCAUCUCCCUUAUCUCAUCAAAUGGGCCAGGUACACUUUGUUUAUAGUAUUGUAUCCAAUGGGAGUCUCAGGCGAAUUACUCACAAUAUAUGCUGCAUUACCCUUCGUCAGGCAGUCUGGCUUGUAUUCCAUUAGUUUACCUAACAAGUACAAUUUUUCUUUUGACUACUAUACAUUCCUGAUCCUGGUUAUGAUCUCUUACAUUCCAAUCUUUCCUCAGCUGUAUUUUCAUAUGCUGCAUCAGAGGCGAAAGGUACUCUCCCACACUGAAGAACACAAGAAGUCGGAGUAAUUCCAACUCUUUUUCAGAACUUUUCAAACAUCAAAAUGCUGCAGAUUUUCAAUACCCAGCACAUUUAUAAAGAAAAUACCAAGAUAAAAUAAGUCAGAGGUAAAAGACCAAUAAUUUAGCAAGAAUAACCAAUAAAUCUGAUUUCACUGAAAUUCCACAAUGUAAAACAUUGAAAUAAUUUUCAGCUUGCAGUGCUUCAGAAAACUUUAAAACUUUAUAUGGCUUGGCAGUUAGCCUUUUCCUUAAAUGAUGUGCUAAAUGGUUUUCAUUUAUUACUAAAUGCCUGAAGGUUGCAGUAUGAGUGAUGAAGUUGUACCCACUAAAUGCUUGAAUUGGGAUUAUAUUACUGAUACCUCUUUUGUUUAAGUGCUUGACUGCAUGCCAGAAACUGUAUGUAUUGCUGUGAAAGCAAACAAUAUGCUCUGGAAUACUUUAGGAUUUUGUCAGAGACUCCAGUGGAGAAUGUAAUCCAGGCAAAGUGUUUGAAUUUAGAAAAGUAGGUUGUGUAUUUAAAAGGUGAUGGGAACGAGAACAGGAAACUAAUUAUGGGAAAUGAGGGGAAUGUGGUUCUUCAGGAAUUUAAACAGUAGGGUGUCUGACCAGAGUGUGUUCUCUGAAGAUCUUGUUUAAGCUGAUUACUCAAAUGCUAAUGUUAAUUCAGAGGCUCUAAUGCUUAUCUGAAAACAUUAAAACUCCUCUAAGUACUGCAUCCCUGGAUACUUUUUUAAAUAUUAAAAAAAAAAAAUACUAACUGUAAUAUUUCUAGUGAUAUCAGUAAUGAAUCUAAACAAUAUAAGGAGGCAGGUCACCCAGAAACAGGUGCAGUUCUCCCUUUUUUAAUUUAAAUUAUCAUCUCUAAUCACUGUCCACUAUCUCAGUGGUACUCAUCUUUCAGUGUUGAGGACUAUUUGAUCUACUGUGGAAUCAUUUGAGGGCCUUGUUCCUCAACCUAACUUUUCUCAAGUGACUAAUGUGUAUCACUGUGGCACAUCCAAGCAGGCAGGCAGUUCCGGGCACUCAGCUUCUGAAAUGUUGCAAAGUCAUAAGCUCCUUCUUUGAAAGCAGAUUAUCUCGUGUGUUACAUGCUGCUUUUGCAGAUUGGACAAGCCUUCCCUCAUCUGCUCUUUUGAAAGAGCAGAAGACCAUAGAAAGUUAAAUUUUCCUAGGUGCUUUCUCUGGGUUCUCAGGCUAAGCCUUCCCUUGAGAAGGUAAAACAGAAAAUGAAAGAACUGAGAAAACCUUGUGGUGAGGCAGAAAGCGGUAAUGCUGUGUGAGCAGUGCCCCAGGUUAUGAACAAACUGUUGAUUGGGGGCAGGGGGUCGGGAAUGGAGGGGACAAAGGGAGCAGGGAAAAGAACACACAUCCAAGCAAAGGCAAAAGGAAAUGUAGGUUAUGGCCUUUGCCCUGUUAGGAAUUGAUAGUCAGAUAGUCCUAUCUGCACACAGUCAGAGCCACUAGACAACAACACAAGGGCUUCUCUGGCUUCCCUCUUGUAACAUGAUGAUUUAGUGAAUAAAUGAGGUGUGACCCCUACUGUGGUACCUGCAAUACUAGCCUCAUGCUGUGCCUGCCAGCACCUCCCCCUGGACGUGGCCCAUAUCUGUGUCCCAGUUACUCAUGCUUGACGCAUCGCAGCUCUCCCUAAACAUAGCCAGUAAGUACUAAGGGCACAGGCUCUCUGUUCUAGCCCUUGGGAGAGCUGGAUUUACAGUUACUUUGGUUUAUGUUUGUCAGAGCUGUAUUUAAAAAAAAAAAACAACUUUGCAUUUUUCGGUAAUUUCCUUUGGCUCCAUCAGAAAGUCUGACUGAAUUUUCCUAGUGCUCCAUAACAUGUAUAAAGUGGAAACCUUUCCUGUUCAACACAAACAGGACUGUUGUAAGCAGGGACAGGGUAAGAGACAGUAAUGAUCUUUGCUUCUAUUUUAAACCUUUUGGAGACAGUUAUUGGCUGUAAUCAAAAAUGCUAUGGCCAUAUACAACCUCAAAGUGGUUUUGCAUUCAAAGAUGCAACAAUUUCAAUUCAUUUCUCCAUUAGGUUAUGUGGUGCUUUGUUGUAGUGAUCUGGAAAAUGUUGCAUUAUACUGAACUCAUUGUUCAAAAGUGUAAACUUCCAGCUCUGAACAAAACAUCUACUUUUCCUUAUACUUGCUAUGAAAGGAGUUAGUGUCAGUACUUCUGAAGGAUGUCAUCUAAAAGAUCUGAUUUCCUGAUGUACUCAGGUUACUGGAUAUUGUCGGUGCUCAGCUCCUGAACUUUUCUUGAUUUGAUUUCUGUGCCCAAAUAAAAGAUUUGGUUUCAAAUUUGUUGGUCCAAUUUGGAGAAGAAAAUGGCUGUGUAAUAUUCCUGUAUGAAACAAACUCAUAGGUCUGUUGAUGAGAAGAUGUAGUACAUACCUGUAUUAGAUAGCAUUGGCACUACAGAAAAGCAGAGAGAGCUGCCAGUAGCGAGUAAGCUUGUACAGCCAACAUCUUUACUGAAUAAGCUUUAUUAUGGAAUAUUUACUUUAAUUGAAAAUAUUAAUUUACCACACAAAUGCAAAUAAACUAGUCUUUUAAAAGAUAAUGGAGUUAUUUUUCCUUUUAAAAGAAAUUGCUUUGAUAGUAAGAAAUCUAUCAGCAAAGUUGAUUUAAAAAUUAUAUUCUGAAGUAUGAACAUGCAGUUAGUAUGUACAAGAAUUCCAGCACUUCAGCUUGCAGUGCUUUUUCAAGUUUAGCUUCCGUGGAGAUCACUGGAAGGUGAUCUUGCGUAAGAACUGUAGUGCAAUGCCCCAAUACUGUUUGGGUUUUUCCCUAAUAUGGACUUCGGUCACAUGUGUAGGUGUUUUCCUCCUCAUAAAAUAAGAACAAAUUUCCCCUCAUCUGUCACUGAAAUUGUAACAUGGUUUAUGUGAACUUUAUAAUAGAAGCUUUGAUUAGUACUCUUUGUCACAAAUCUAGAGGGUAUUUUUUUCCCCACAGACUAUUUACUUGGCUUGCAUGUUUUCUAUCAGCGUCACCAAACUUCUGCAGCAGAUAUGGUUUCUGCGUUGGUAGUCUUUGUGUUUUGUGCACUGGUUCAGUCGACAAUACUUUAUGUUCCACCACGCCGGCUUUGUCUGAGUUAGUCAUUACCCUCUAAAAGACCAAGGUUCUUACCAGUGUAUAGUUUACAACUGGAAUUGUAGAAAUGUUCAUAUUGUAAAUUACAGUAAGAUGCGGGUUACAGUGCAGGUUAAAUGUAAUUUUUCACAAUGUGAUAUUUCUAUCAAAGUUUUUUUUUUUAUUAUUUAUCAGUAGAAAGGUUGGCAUUUGUGUGGACCAAUCUGCAGUGUCAUUUUAAAACCUAUCUUUCAGCUUAAAAUUUUCAUGGGUAUACAUCAAAUCAUACGUUUUGAUGUAUAUGUCAGUGAAAUUUGGGUGAAAACUAUAUACAGUCAUUUUUGUAUUUUUUUCUAUGUUGUGAAGAAUAAAAUUGUAAUUUUAUAAGUCUGAUUCACUAAGAUUAUUAUAAGUUCAAUGUAUUUUUUGUAUAUUUAGGAAUCUGGUAUUACCUGGAGCUCUGAAAGAUUAAGCAUAGACUUUUUAUGCAUGGUUGGAAGAUAUUUCUACUUGAUAAUGCAGUGAAAUGGUUUGUAUGCUAAAAUACUAGUCCGUGUUGUUGCCUUGUGAAAUUGAUUCUGUGCUCUCUGCCUGGAUUUGGCCUACUGAUCGGUGAUACGAAUUGCUAUAAUCCAAAUAAAAUAAUUCUGAACAAAAUAUGUUGUAUUGUUACUGUUUGGGGAACAAAAGCAGAUACUUUAUAAAUGUGAAUUAGGGCUGUAUUUUUAUUCAUUUCUAUAUAAUGUAUACCUUGCAAUUUACAAGAUCUUUUGGCAUACAUAACUUUUGAGCUCAAACAAAAGAAUUAAGCAAGUUGAUAGUGUUACAAAUGCUCUGCUUUUCACUUUUUUAAAAGACGUAUUCAUAACAACAUGUUAACUGACUAUGUUAACAUUCAAACUUACAACUUCCUGAAGGAUCCUCAAUAGAAUGCAAGUUCUUUGUUCUCCUGUUAUCUGUACUCUAGAUAGUGAUGGUUUUCUACAAAAGCAAAAUUGUUUGAGUAUAUAAAUAUAGUGGAAUGCUUAACUAAUGCAACAGAAUGCUUCACUGUUCACUUACUAAAUAGAAUAUGUCUGCUACCACAGCAAUGUUCUUAGCAUUUUUAACACUUCCUGAGAAAGAUUUAAAUACUGUGUCUAGAUGCCAUUAAUGUUCAUAAAUAACAAGUUAUAAUCCUCUAAUACGAACCGCGUAUUAGUUGCAGAGUGAGUGCUAUUAUUCUAGGCAUAUGCUUGUCAUAAGAUUGCACAACUACAGUGAUUUUUUUGUUUGAUUGCAGACGGGAUGAAGUAAUGUUGUCAUGCCCAGCAUCAGCACGUCCUACGCAUGAUAGCUGUGACUUAGCACUACUGUGUAAUUAAAAACUUCUCUUUGAAAUGUUAUGCCGUGAAGAGUGGUGCUGAGCUCCAUUUGUGCCUUAGAGUAACUAUUACUGGUUAUGUGUGUUUCCUCUUUGCAUUUUGAAAACAGUAUGUGUGGAAACAAUUUUAGUUACCCAGGGUAACAUUAAGAAGUCUGAAAAGCAUAAGGAUUCUGUGUUUGUAAGCAAAUUAAUUUCACAAUAGUAUUUAAGGCUCAUCUUAAAUAAAGCACUGGAAGUUCUUUACAUAAGACUUGAGGAAGGAUUUGUGCUGGUGUGCUGAGUAUAAAAUAAAAAAG